Messenger RNA from Nelumbo nucifera (sacred lotus), 2772 nucleotides. Its product is annotated as putative disease resistance protein At1g50180. Gene Ontology annotation, biological process: defense response to other organism. Lineage: Eukaryota; Viridiplantae; Streptophyta; Magnoliopsida; Proteales; Nelumbonaceae. Gene Ontology annotation, molecular function: ADP binding. The record is from RefSeq and is a predicted model, not a curated record.
AUGAGAAGGGACGGGAAAAAGAAAAUGGAAUAUCAGAUGGCCGACUCUGUAAUUUCAUGUGUUAUAAGUAAGCUGGGCGAUUUACUCAUUCAAGAAGCAGUUUUGUUGUCCGAAGUGAAAGACCAAGUUGAAGGGCUUCAAACUGAACUGAGGAGGAUGAAAUGCUUCUUAAAAGAUGCAGAUACAAAUCAAGAAGAAGACCAACGACGGAUCCACAACUGGAUUACAGAAAUUCGAAAGGCUGCUGUGGAGGUGGAGACAACUGUCCUCGACUAUAUCCAAGCAGUAAAAGUAGCACAGAAAAAGAGCUUUGUGACAAGGUGUCUUUGCAUCGUCAAGGAAGGUGUAGAUCUCCACAACUUUGGAAAGAAAGUUGAAAAAAUCCAACGGAAGAUCCUUAACAUCUCUAGUAGUCGAAAAAACUAUGGAAUUAGAAAUAUUGGUGAAAGAUUAGAACGGGCGGGAACCUCUUCAGCUGAGAUGCAACAACAGUUGAGAUGGAGCUAUUCACAUGUUGUCGAUGAAUAUGUUAUUGGCUUGGAUGAAGACACCAUGGAGAUAGUAGACCAGUUGGUUGUUGAAGAAAGAAGGCUUAGAGUGAUUUCCAUUGUUGGAAUGGGGGGUCUGGGAAAGACAACCCUUGCCAAGAAAGUCUACAACCAUAACGAUGUUAAGCAUCACUUUGAUUGUUGUGCAUGGGCUUUCAUAUCUCAACAACCAAGUUGGAGAGAUGUAUUGCAGAGAAUAAUUAAGGAGGUUGAGCGUCCCAGUAAGAAAAAGAUAUCGUUGGAGACAAUGCAAGAGAAUGAGCUGGUGGUGGAGCUUCAUAGAACAUUGGGAGUGAAGAGAUAUCUGGUGGUUCUUGAUGAUAUAUGGAGAAAAGAUGAUUGGAAUCGAUUGAAACCUGCCUUUCCAAAUGGGAGGAAUGGAAGCAAAAUAAUGCUCACUACCCGCAAUAAGGAGGUUGCUCUGCAUGCUGAUCCAUUUAGCAUUCCCCAUGAGCCGCAGUGUUUAACACCAAAUCAGAGUUGGGAUCUGUUCUGUAAGAAAGCAUUCCGAGAAAACAUGGGUGAUACAAGUAGUAGCAGCAGCUGCCCUUCUCCUGGUCUGGAGAAGAUAGGAAAAGAGAUGGUGCAGAAAUGUUGCGGCCUGCCUCUUGCCAUUGUUGUACUAGGAGGGCUCUUAGCAACAAAAGGUUCUUCUUUCUCUGAGUGGGAAGUGGUUCAUGAAAGUGUUAAAUCCAUCUUCACAGCAGAUGAACCUGGAGGAGUGAUGAAGAUAUUAGCUUUGAGCUACCAUGAUCUGCCUUUCCACCUAAAACAGUGUUUCCUUUAUCUGGGACUUUUCCAAGAGGACUCUGAGAUCUCCAAAAGGAGAUUGAUCCAAUUGUGGCUUGCUGAGGGUCUCAUAACUACAGUGCAGGAAUGGAGAGGAGAAGAAACAAAGGAGGGCCUUGCCAAUAAGUAUUUAGAGGAGCUACUCAAUAGGUACAUGGUUCAGGUGGCGUCAGUGAGCUUAAGUGGAAAAGUUAAAACCUGCUGUAUUCAUGACCUUCUGCGCGAUCUGUGUGUGACAAAAGCGAAGGAGGAGAAUUUCUCUGAGAUCUAUCACCCCACAAACACUUCUUAUAUGCCAAAGCUUGCUGUACAUUAUGAGACAGAUAAGUUCUUUUCCUCUCUCAAUCAGGAUAAUCCACACCUCUUUUCUCUCUUCUUCUUUAUUGGGUUAAGGGACAAUAGCCAGCUAAAGCUUGUCUUUAGGAGAUUCAAAUCACUUCAGGUUUUGGAUCUUGAGGGAGUCUAUGUUAGAAGACUACCUAGGGAAGUAGGAAAUUUAGUCCACUUGAAAUAUUUGGGCCUAAGGAACACUAACAUAGAGAAACUUCCAAAGUCCAUAGGCAACCUAUGGAACUUGCAAGCCAUGGAUUUGUUUCACCGGCAUGACCCUCACCAUAAACAAAUUGUACCCAACGUGGUGUGGAAGAUGAAAGAGUUGAGAUAUUUGUAUCUUCCUAAUGAUCUUCAUUGUAGUGCACAGUGGCGAAUUAGCACUUUGAGAAACCUUCAGACCCUAUGGAAUAUUUUUGCUGGUACUUGGAUAGACAAAGGAUUGGCCAAAUUGACUAAUCUAAGGAAAUUGAGUAUUCGGGGAAUUUGGGGUCCGAACCAGGGGAAUGUUGUUCUAGAAUCCAUUGUAAAAUUCAACAACCUUCAAUCCUUGAAGCUGCAGUCGGAUCGACUACUUUCAAGUUUGGCACCACUUUCUGGUUUUCAGCGUCCCCUUAGAUUGUGUUUGGUGGGAAAUAUAGAAAAGCUACCUGGGCCAAAUGAUUUUCCAUCAAAACUUACCAAGUUGUCCUUAAAAAGUUCUGGGUUUGGACAAGAGCAACUGAAGGCACUUGGGGAACUGCCAUGCUUAAUGGUUCUUGACCUCCAUGCCAAAUCAUACCUUCCAAAGGAAAUAAUUUUCACAUCUCAAGGUUUCUAUCAACUUGAGUUUCUUGGUUUUUUGGAACUUGAACUAGAAAGCUGGUGCAUUGAAGAAGGAGCAUUGCCAAGACUUAAGCGUUUGCAUCUGCAAGACUGCCAUAGGAUGGAAAUGAUUCCAGAAGGAUUGAGGUCUGUGACUACGCUCCGUGAAUUCAAUGUGCUUGAUAUGCCGAAAGAAUUUGAAGACAGGCUUGACAACAGCAAUGGAGAGGAUUUCUACAAAGUCCAGCACAUACCUUAUAUCAGAUUUGAUAGGAAAUUUCGAAGACUACCAAUACGAUGA